Salvelinus fontinalis (brook trout) is the source of this 1392-nucleotide messenger RNA. RefSeq names its product transmembrane protein 158-like. Bases 284 to 1099 code for a protein of 271 amino acids. The record is from RefSeq and is a predicted model, not a curated record. NCBI's taxonomy places the organism in Eukaryota, Metazoa, Chordata, Actinopteri, Salmoniformes, Salmonidae. The transcript is spliced from 2 exons.
ACGCAUUAAGUAAAGAGAGGCGCGAAGGUUGCAGUGCAUGUUCCCAGAUAGGGCGACUCCUGCUUUUCUUCCUCACACACCUGAGAGAGCGAGAGAGAGAGAGACUACCAGGGUCCUCGCAGCACACCACAGCCUAUCUCUUGCAAAGUAGCGCCCAGUAGCAGUUUGGCAAGAAGCCAGUUACUUUCGGAACCAAAUCGAGGGAGGGGGCGCGCACGGUGCGUGUGACGGGCAACUGACGUUUCCAACUGUCCUCUCCGCCAACGGAAGAUGCACACUAUGGAUGUUUGUGUACGCGCUGGAGACGGCCGUUUUCUGCAUUUUAUUAACGACGGACACGCCUCGUCAGUUGCCUUGCAUCCCCAAGGAACAUCAUGCGAGUAGGAGCAACGCACCCAAUGCCAUGCUGAGCAACUCCCCGACUUUUCUGCUGGCCCUAACCACGGUUGCCGGACUACUCCAGCGGUGCCACGGCUGGAGCGACGAGGACCUCCUGUUACCCCCCAUCAACUCCACCAACAGAUUCUUGGCCAACUUGGAGGUGGACGUGCACUACUCGAAGAGAUCCGUGGAGGAGAGCGAAGCCUCCUCGUCAGACACUUCGUUACAGCCGUUGCCACAGUGCAACGUCAGCGUGCAGAGACUUUUCCCCACCUCGCUGGUGGCUCGUUGGGACAGCAACUUCGGUUUCCAGUGCGAUGUGUUUAUAUAUACCGCCAAUAACAAUGGAAGGGCUUUUUUCUCUGCUGCUAUCAACAGAGCCAUCUCACCUGUUCUCAUCGAACACCUCGGAGUCACCGGCGGCCAGCAGGAGUUUAGACUGUGUGUUGGAUGUGGCAUGUCACGAUACCGGCGAUUCGGCAAGUCAAAGGCUCAGCAGACGGGGGAUCCCAUCAAUUUCUGCUGUGUUGACUUCAGCCUUGACGAACUAAAUGGGGACAAAAGUUGGAGAUUGAACCGUAAACCCAUCGAGUCAACUCUAGUGGCUUGUUUCAUGACUCUAGUGAUAAUAGUGUGGAGUGUUGCUGCCCUCAUAUGGCCGGUGCCUAUUAUUGCAGGAUUUCUGCCCAACGGAAUGGAACAGAGAAGGCCGAGAUAAAGAAUUCUGGAGAUAAGCCCCCAAACCAAGAGGCAAAAAAUACUGUAGAAUACAUAUUUCAGCGUUUUUUUCACAUUCUACCAGUAUGAAAGAAUGUCCGUUUCCAAUUUUACCGUUUAGAAUGAAAGAGUGCUUUUUGGUUUUGGUCUAUUUCCUAUUUAUAGGCCUUCAUUGUAAGAAGACCAAUAGUUUUAAAGAGGGUGUGACACUGACCCUCACCGCUGACGAGGGCACUAAUGGCAACAUCAGCUAGAGUUCAGAGCGCAGCAGGGGGUCAAAGUGUACUGUAUGCA